Aspergillus niger is the source of this 1056-nucleotide messenger RNA. RefSeq lists its product as uncharacterized. Gene Ontology annotation, biological process: mRNA splicing, via spliceosome. NCBI's taxonomy places the organism in Eukaryota, Fungi, Ascomycota, Eurotiomycetes, Eurotiales, Aspergillaceae. The transcript has a single exon. Gene Ontology annotation, cellular component: post-mRNA release spliceosomal complex; U2-type spliceosomal complex. The coding region runs from base 1 to 1056 and encodes 351 amino acids. The record is from RefSeq and is a predicted model, not a curated record.
AUGGGACGCUACGUCCCCCCGGACCUCGAAGGCCUAACCACGGGCAACAAACUCCACAACAAACACCCACUCGGCUCCCGCGCACGCAACCUACAAUCCACGGGCGCCCUAACCGUCCGCUUCGAGAUGCCCUUCGCGAUCUGGUGCACGACAUGCCAACCACACGAAACCAUCAUCGGGCAGGGGGUGCGCUUCAACGCGGAGAAGAAGAAGAUAGGGAAUUACUACAGCACGCCCAUCUACAGUUUCCGAAUGAAGCACGGCGCCUGUGGCGGGUGGAUCGAGAUACACACGGACCCGAAGAACACGGAGUAUGUGGUUAUUUCCGGGGCACGGAGGAGGGAUUACGGGGUUGAUGAGGAGGGGAGGAAAGUGGGGGAGAUAAUCACCGGGGAUGAUAAAGGGAAGAUGGAUGCGUUGGAGAGGUUAGAGGGGAAGGUGGUGGAUAAGAAGCGCGGGGAGGAGAAACGGGAUCGGAUUUUGGAGUUGCAGAGAAGACAGGCGAGGGAUUGGGAGGAUCCGUAUGAGAAGAGUCGGAGGAUUAGGAGAGUGUUUCGGGCGGAGAGGAAGGGGUUGGAGAAGAAGGAGGAGGAGAGGGAGAAGUUGAAGGAUAAGUUGAGUUUGGGGAUUGAGGUUGUCGAUGAGAUUGAGAGUGAUCGGGUAAGGGCGGGGAUGGUGGAUUUUGGGGAGACCGGGAGUGGGGUGGAUGGGCGGAGGGCGAGGAUCAAGCCGCUGUUUGGGGAGGAGGCGCGUGUUGACGGGGGAAAGAAGGAGGGGAAGAGGAUGAAGGCUAAGGAGGUGCUUGAGGAUCGGAAGGCUGCUUUUCGGAGUGAGUUGAGGGGAAAUACAAGGGCUGCUGUGGAUCCGUUUUUGAGCAGUGAUUCCGGUGCCUGGAGGCCUGAGGUGAAGAGGAGGAAGAUUGUCUCUGGGAGUAAGGCGGAUGAUGGGAAGGAUAGUGGUGAGACUGGCUCGGAGGUGGAGAAGAGUGUUGGGGAGACGGAAGAGACAGCUCGUCCGACGCUUGGGUUGGUGAGCUAUGCGUCGGAUUCGGAGUGA